UAGGGCCCGUUUGGAUAUAGGGAUUUGGAUUUGGAUUUGAAACCCCCAAAUCCAAAUCUGCUUGUUUGGCUGUGCCUUCUUAAGUGAGUAUUUGGAUUUCUUCAAAAUCACCCCAGAGAUUUCAGAUUACCAACUUUUGAUGAUUUCAAAUCAUCAGGUCUUGGAUUCCUUGAAAGAACAGAUCGUGCACUCUCUUUCUUCUUUUCUCCUCUUACUCUCUCUCUUUCUCUGCGUUUCGGCUCAGCUUCUGUAUCUUCUUCUGCGUCGCCGACGACUCAUCGACGCCGGCAAUGGUGGCUGAGCUCUCCGCCGCCGCCGACUUCAUCCCCUCCAAGUCAAGUUUCAGAUUGCUCUGAAGCCUUUGAUGGUUGAGGCAAACACUUUGAGAUUGUACUUGACCUGCAUACGCAACACUCUAGAUGCUGCAAUGUGCCUGCAGAAUUUUCCUUGUCAAGAAGUUGAAAGGCAUAACAAGCCAGAAGUUGAGUUAAAGACCAGCCCAGAACUUCUGCUAAAUCCUGUUUUGAUAUGUCGAAAUGAGGCUGAAAAAUGCUUGAUUGAGACAUCUAUUAAUUCCCUUCGUAUAAGCCUCAAGGUAAAGCAGGCAGAUGAACUUGAAAACAUACUAACUAAAAAGUUUCUUAGAUUUUUGUCAAUGAGGGCAGAAGCAUUUCAGGUAUUGAGAAGAAAGCCCGUACAGGGUUAUGACAUUAGCUUUCUUAUAACAAAUUAUCACUGUGAAGAGAUGCAGAAGCACAAGCUCAUUGAUUUUAUUAUACAGUUCAUGGAGGAUAUUGAUAAAGAGAUUAGUGAGUUAAAGAUGUCAGUGAACACACGAGGCAGGCUGGUGGCUACGGAGUUUCUUAAACAAUUUAUCUAAUAGUGGAUUACUAAUUGUAUAUGAAUCAUAUGGUAAUUCUAUGCAUUUGAGACAUUGUUAUCCGGGGCUUAUAUUGGUUGAAUGAUCUAUUACAAGCUGUACAACAUUCUUUUAUGAGUUGAACUUAUUCUGAGAUUCUUUUAUUUUA
Messenger RNA from Rosa chinensis, 1028 nucleotides. Its product is annotated as actin-related protein 2/3 complex subunit 4. Gene Ontology annotation, cellular component: Arp2/3 protein complex; actin cytoskeleton. The coding region runs from base 365 to 880 and encodes 171 amino acids. NCBI's taxonomy places the organism in Eukaryota, Viridiplantae, Streptophyta, Magnoliopsida, Rosales, Rosaceae. The record is from RefSeq and is a predicted model, not a curated record. Gene Ontology annotation, biological process: actin filament polymerization; Arp2/3 complex-mediated actin nucleation. Gene Ontology annotation, molecular function: actin filament binding. The transcript has 8 exons.